AUGGCCAACUUCAAACCCUUCGCUAUCUCUGAAAGAACACAAACGACCUCUCAGGAAACCAGCACCUCAUCUCAACCAGUGUCAAGCAUUCAUCGUGACACUAAAGUCCCCUAUCGAGUCUCGACCCCGGUAGGCUGGCUUGGGAAGCCCCGUGGUUUGGAAACAACCUCACACGCACCGAGUUCUGUCCCAAAGCCUAUUAUUGGCGAACAAUUUGUGGUGCAAGUUCCUGCUGAGUCCGUUAGUGUUCCUAUGCUUGAGGUAGAGCGCACCGGACUCAGUACAGCUCCGCCUACCUGGACAGCCUUGCCCCAGUGGAGCAUGCGUCGUUUAUUCAGCGAUAGCAAGGAAGCAAAGCUCGCGGAAAAUUUCCAGUACAAUGCCAAUAUCGCUGGAAUCAAGCGGUCCCCCUUAUUUUUCGGGCCAGGCCUCCGGUAUAUUCCAUCGGAACGCGACAAGAACAGCAAUAUCUAUCGCACUGUGGUGGUGGAGGGUUUACCCCCUUGGGUCACCGUUCACGAAGUCUUGUCCCGUGUCGAAGGCGGCAAGAUCGAAUCCGCCGUUUUGGCUGAUACCGCGGUUAUUAUGGGCGGUUACCCGACAAUGAUGAUCCGAUUUGUCCUGCAGAGCGGAGCACAGGAAUUCCUGCGUCGAACUCACGGCGCUCUCUUCCUUGGAUACUGGCCCACUCAAGUCCGUCAGGUCGGCACCCCGACCUACACCCUCGGCGAGGAAAUGGACAAGCAAAUCAACCAAUGGGGGCGUACUCGCUGCCUAAAAGUUCAUUCCGAACAUCUGGAACUGCGUGGGUAUCUGCGUCAGGUUCUAUACGAACCGGACUGGGCCGAGUGGAUUGAAUUCACGCUGGAGAAUGCCUUGGCUGGAACCAGUAUUCUCCAUUUCACAUCGAUCAAGAUGGCGAUCGUCGCGUAUGGCAUUCUGCAUUCGACUCGGCAAUUUUCCUCUGCGGAUCUUGAGUUCUGCCAUGACCCCUGUGCGGUCUAG
This is a messenger RNA of Penicillium manginii, 1005 nucleotides long. RefSeq lists its product as uncharacterized. The record is from RefSeq and is a predicted model, not a curated record. The transcript has a single exon. Lineage: Eukaryota; Fungi; Ascomycota; Eurotiomycetes; Eurotiales; Aspergillaceae. Bases 1 to 1005 code for a protein of 334 amino acids.